Messenger RNA from Bipolaris victoriae FI3, 2703 nucleotides. RefSeq lists its product as hypothetical. NCBI's taxonomy places the organism in Eukaryota, Fungi, Ascomycota, Dothideomycetes, Pleosporales, Pleosporaceae. The transcript has a single exon. Gene Ontology annotation, molecular function: triacylglycerol lipase activity. The record is from RefSeq and is a predicted model, not a curated record. The coding region runs from base 1 to 2703 and encodes 900 amino acids.
AUGGCAGAGCCAGCACCCAAUGCAGCGAGCAGCCAGCCUCGGCGCCAAAAUGCCCUCGCCGAGAUCCAAUUCGCCUCUAUCAUCGACGGUGACCUCACUCCUUCCGAGGAUGAGACGCCAGAGGAGAGGGCCUUGGAACUCGAGACAGUGCAGUCAGCCAUAGGCGUCAGCAUUGGCAGACAGCAGACGCGUCUCACCUCUCCAAAGACACCGGCUGCGGAAAAGGCUGCGGCUCUCGACGCGACCGAAGAUGGGGCCUUCUUCGACGGCUGGCAGGAGGCUACCGAAACGUCUCCAGAACGGAAAACACCGGCAUUGCCUGCACGCAUACCAGAGUCACCGACGGUGACAUCCAAGCAUACCGAGAAACCCGACCUCAAGCCAGCGUCCGCCCAGACGGCAAGGAAUGCCGACCGUGGGCAACAAUCGGAUCCGUCAACGCGCCUUCCCUCACCAUGGCGCGCCGGCCCAAAGACAUUUCAGAAGGAGAAGCAGGGCGAUCAUCGCGCUAUGCUGCGCCAGCACCUGCAUAGUGGACGAAGGCGAGCGUCCUCGGGAAGUUCAAUGGGCGAGGCUGUGCGCAAAUACAUAAACUUUAAUAUACCAGCCUCGCUUACCAAGUCUUACAAAGACAUGCAUUUUUCGCUACCGAGUCUGUCAUCUUCAUCAGUGGACACUGCCCUAAAGCAAUCUAGUAAGAGGAGACGGGAUACGUUUGCCAACCCACCACGACCUCAAAACAUACCACAACACGACGGUGCUCGUCAGUCCGCACCUGACGACUCUAGAGAUGAGGGGAGCAAUUUUUCAAGUGCUUCUCAGCGGUCCAAUACUGCUCCAGUACCACAGCGUGAAUUUAGCGACAGCAGCUCAUCAACUCUUUCUCCAACAAGUCAAACACCAGUCGAACGGCCGGCGCCCAGGCUGCGUCGGUCCAACUCCGAAGGGUCUCUGCUCUUGUAUCGGACAAGAUCUCUUGCGUCAUCCCUGGGCGACGACUCGCGCUUUGAAAGUGUACAUGAACAGGUUAAUAGCAGGCUCAAGGCCCUGAAAGACAGUUGGCAAGACUCGAACUUCAAGCUUCCGAGUCCCUCGCUGCACAAUUUCAACCUGAGUUCAAGUACCGAGUUGUUCAGAAACCGUAAUUUCAGCAAUGUGUCCAAGACACGUGACACCGAGGAAAGACCUGCGUCUCGAGCGGGCAUUCGUGGAAGUGCAUCUGGACCAACACCACGCAGUGAUUCCUUAAAACCGAAGCGAUCUUCACUCCGCCCUGGAGAUGCAGAGAAUGAAAUGCAUCCGUACUUCACUCAGGCUCUUCAAGAAAUAGAGGGAGAUCUGGUGAUACUGGGAGGCUAUCGUGGCUCUGUUUUGCGGUCAGCGGAACCUCCCCAUCGGCAGUUGUGGGUGCCGAUCAAGGUUGGACUGAAUCUACGAAAAGUAGAUCUUGAGGUCCCUCUUGAUCCAGAUGCUGAUGAGAAGAUGCAUGAGACUAUUAUUCCUAGUGGUAUGUUGACCCACAUUGGCCCGGUUGAUAUUGCAAAACGCCUUUUCAAGCGAUUGAGGGCGAGCGAUAACGCUAAAGAGGGGAAGCUGAGAAUACACAACUACGGGUACGAUUGGAGACUAUCGCCACAUUUUCUCAGUAGGCAGAUGAUUAAGUUUCUUGAAACACUGCCUUGUAAUCAGCCGGAAGUGCCUCCAGAGAAGCGGGGCGCUACAAUGAUUGCACACUCACUAGGUGGUCUAAUCACCCGCCAUGUGAUCAAUCAGCGUCCGGACCUUGUUGCUGGAGUCGUAUACGCUGGAGUACCUCAGCGAUGUGUCAACAUUCUCGGCCCCUUCCGGAACGGGGACGAUGUACUCUUAUCUUCCCGUGUACUGACCGCUCAAGUAAACUUCAGUAUCCGCACGUCCUAUGCACUACUGCCCCUUGACGGAAAAUGUUUCAUCAACAAACACACCAAAGAGGAAUAUCCCGUCGAUUUCUUUGACGUAAACACCUGGAAGGAAUGCCGCCUAUCCCCUUGCAUAGCAGCGCCCCUGCCGCGCCCCGAGCCCCCCAAAGACAGUACCUUCAGCGUCAGCAGCCUCAUGAACGCCGUCUCAAACGUCCUCCCCACCUUUCCUCCCCGCAAAAACAGCUCCGCAAAAGACACUUCCGACGUAGCCCGCAACGCCGCAAACGCCGUCACAGAAGGCAGUGCCGAGCAAGCCGGCAUGGGCCCGCAAAUGGGCCACAACCAGGCCACCGAAACUUCCAAGGAACCCAACCCUGCAACCCACGUUACGAUCCCGUACAAUAAGGCUGUUGAGUACCUAACUCGCACCCUUGCGGAAGUCAAGAAGUUCAAGCAAGAACUCGAUCACCGACCUGAACACACGGCCGCAAACCGAUAUCCCCCCAUCGCCCUAAUUUACGGGAAAUCCAUCCCCACGGUUUACGGCGCGAAGGUGGAAAGCAGAGAAGCUAUCAAGCGCGCGGAUGUGUAUGAUGAACUUGCGUUUGCAAGUGGAGAUGGCGUUGUGUUGGCUCGCGCGGCUAUGGUACCUUCUGGGUACAGUGUUGUGAAGGGAGGCGUGGUGUCGAGCGACCGCGGCCAUGUUACGCUUUUGGGUGAUUUGGAGGCUGUGGGGAAGUGUUUGCAUGCUGUUGUUCAGGCGAGGAAGAAGGGGGUGGGGUUGGGGGAGAAGGCGCGGUGA